Ficedula albicollis (Collared flycatcher) is the source of this 4072-nucleotide messenger RNA. RefSeq names its product zinc finger protein 585B-like. The transcript has 7 exons. NCBI's taxonomy places the organism in Eukaryota, Metazoa, Chordata, Aves, Passeriformes, Muscicapidae. Gene Ontology annotation, molecular function: DNA-binding transcription repressor activity, RNA polymerase II-specific. Gene Ontology annotation, biological process: negative regulation of transcription by RNA polymerase II. The record is from RefSeq and is a predicted model, not a curated record. Bases 128 to 4072 code for a protein of 1314 amino acids.
UUGGAACCACGCGCUUCUGCCGCCCGCCCGCACAGAGCGCAGCUUCGCCCGGGCGCGGCAGCAUCGCCCCCCAAAAAGCCGCAGGAUUUCCCAAACCUUUGCUUGCACUGAGGAAGAGAAGGAGGCCAUGAGGACGAGGUCGAUGGCCCGGGAGCCGCAGGCAGACAAGGAGCUGAGCACGGACAGCAGGGAGGAGAAAUCCCCGCGGCACAGCCUCGGCCAAGAGGCCGUUUGCAGCGGCUCCACGGCGCAGGAAUGCAACGGGGAGGAAAAGCCCCGCAGAUCCCGCACCAGGAGGGGCUGCAAACGCACAGCCCGGGGAUCGCAGCAGGAAAGCCCCAGCCCGGGCCGGGGAGGCGGCCGGAGCUCGGAGCUGGGGCUGCGUGAGCAGCGUCACCACGGGGAGAAGCCCCACAAGUGCUCGCAAUGUGGGAAGGGCUUCAGGAGGAGAUGCCGGCUGGUCAUACACUGGACAACGCACACAGGGGAGAGGCCCUACAAGUGUGGGGAGUGUGGGAAGGGAUUCAGAAACAGCUCACACCUCAAGGCCCACCAGAGGAUUCACACUGGAGAGAAGCCCUAUGAGUGUGAUAAAUGCUCUAAGAGGUUUUUUUUAAGAAGCCAUCUCUUCCUGCACUAUCGCAGUCACACGGAUGAGAGACCUUAUGAGUGUCCUGAAUGUGGGCAGGGCUUCAAGCACAACUACACCCUCGUCAACCACCGGCGCAUCCACACUGGGGAGAAGCCCUACGAGUGUGAUAAAUCCCCCACAGGGGAGAGGCCCUAUGAGUGUGGGGAGUGUGGGAAGAGAUUCAGCCGGAGCUCACACCUGACUGUGCACCAGAGAAGACACACUGGAGAGAAGUCCUACGAGUGUGAUAAAUGUUGUAAGAGGUUUUUAUUAAGAACCCAACUCCUCCAGCACUAUCGCACUCACAUGGAUGAGAGGCCUUAUGAGUGUCCUGACUCUGGGCAGGGCUUCAAGGAUAACUCCACCCUCGUCUCUCACCGGCGCAUCCACACGGGGGAGAAGCCCUACGAGUGUGAAAAAUGCAGGAAGAGGUUUCAGACCAGCUCUAGUCUCCUUAGGCACUAUCGCAUUCACAAGGACGAGAGACCGUUCCGCUGCUCCGACUGCGGGAAGGGCUUCAAGUACAACUCGAAUCUUGUCAGCCACCGACGCAUCCACACAGGGGAGAGGCCCUAUGAGUGUGGGGAGUGUGGGAAGAGAUUCAGCCAGAGAUCACACCUGAAUGUGCACCACAGGAGCCACACAGGGGAGAGGCCGUAUGAGUGUGGGGAGUGUGGGAAGAGAUUCAUGCAGAACACCAGCCUGACUGUGACGGGGAAAGCGAGCCCAAAGCCGAGGCGGAAAUGGCCGUGGCGGGAUCUUGGCGGCUCCCGCGUGGCGAUCGCCCGGUACCGGCGGGGAGGGGGCGAUAUCGGCUCUGGGGAUCCCCGGCAGAGGCGGGGGACAAGGCGGGAGCCCCGGAGCGGGGAGAGCGCACGGGGGCGAUCCCGGAGCCGGGGGAGCCCCGGCAGCGUGGAGGGGUGCGGGAGCUCGGUGAUGAGCGGGCUCCGGGCCCCCGAGGCUGAAAGGGGCGCUGACUUCUCCAGCUGCCCCCGAGGCUGGAAGGGGAUCUCCCAAACCUUUGCUUGCACUGAGGAAGAGAAGGAGGCCAUGAGGACGAGGUCGAUGGCCCGGGAGCCGCAGAGACCCUACGAGUGUGAUAAAUGCAGGAAGACGUUUCAGACCAGCGCCCGUCUCCUCCUGCACUAUCACAGUCACAAGGACGAGAGGCCUUAUGAGUGUCCUGACUGCGGGAAGGGCUUCAAGAACAACUCACAUCUCAUCAGGCACCGGCAUAUCCACACUGGGGAGAGACCCCACGAGUGUGAUAAAUGCAGGAAGAGGUUUCAGACCAGUGCCCGUCUCCUCCUCCACUAUCGUACCCACAGGGAUGAGCGGCCGUUCUGCUGCUCUGACUGCGGGAAGGGCUUCAAGCAACGCUCAACCCUUGUUGCCCACCGGCUCAUCCACACUGGGGAGAGACCCUACGAGUGUGAUAAAUGCAGGAAGAGGUUUCAGACCAGUGCCCGUCUCCUCCUCCACUAUCGUACCCACAGGGAUGAGCGGCCGUUCUGCUGCUCUGACUGCGGGAAGGGCUUCAAGCAACGCUCAACCCUUGUUGCCCACCGGCUCAUCCACACUGGGGAGAGACCCUACGAGUGUGAUAAAUGCAGGAAGACGUUUCAGACCAGCGCCCGUCUCCUCCUGCACUAUCACAGUCACAAGGACGAGAGGCCUUAUGAGUGUCCUGACUGCGGGAAGGGCUUCAAGAACAACUCACAUCUCAUCAGGCACCGGCAUAUCCACACUGGGGAGAGACCCCACGAGUGUGAUAAAUGCAGGAAGAGGUUUCAGACCAGUGCCCGUCUCCUCCUCCACUAUCGUACCCACAGGGAUGAGCGGCCGUUCUGCUGCUCUGACUGCGGGAAGGGCUUCAAGCAACGCUCAACCCUUGUUGCCCACCGGCUCAUCCACACUGGGGAGAGACCCUACGAGUGUGAUAAAUGCAGGAAGAGGUUUCAGACCAGUGCCCGUCUCCUCCUCCACUAUCGUACCCACAGGGAUGAGCGGCCGUUCUGCUGCUCUGACUGCGGGAAGGGCUUCAAGCAACGCUCAACCCUUGUUGCCCACCGGCUCAUCCACACUGGGGAGAGACCCUACGAGUGUGAUAAAUGCAGGAAGACGUUUCAGACCAGCGCCCGUCUCCUCCUGCACUAUCACAGUCACAAGGACGAGAGGCCUUAUGAGUGUCCUGACUGCGGGAAGGGCUUCAAGAACAACUCACAUCUCAUCAGGCACCGGCAUAUCCACACUGGGGAGAGACCCCACGAGUGUGAUAAAUGCAGGAAGAGGUUUCAGACCAGUGCCCGUCUCCUCCUCCACUAUCGUACCCACAGGGAUGAGCGGCCGUUCUGCUGCUCUGACUGCGGGAAGGGCUUCAAGCAACGCUCAACCCUUGUUGCCCACCGGCUCAUCCACACUGGGGAGAGACCCUACGAGUGUGAUAAAUGCAGGAAGACGUUUCAGACCAGCGCCCGUCUCCUCCUGCACUAUCACAGUCACAAGGACGAGAGGCCUUAUGAGUGUCCUGACUGCGGGAAGGGCUUCAAGAACAACUCACAUCUCAUCAGGCACCGGCAUAUCCACACUGGGGAGAGACCCCACGAGUGUGAUAAAUGCAGGAAGAGGUUUCAGACCAGUGCCCGUCUCCUCCUCCACUAUCGUACCCACAGGGAUGAGCGGCCGUUCUGCUGCUCUGACUGCGGGAAGGGCUUCAAGCAACGCUCAACCCUUGUUGCCCACCGGCUCAUCCACACUGGGGAGAGACCCUACGAGUGUGAUAAAUGCAGGAAGACGUUUCAGACCAGCGCCCGUCUCCUCCUGCACUAUCACAGUCACAAGGACGAGAGGCCUUAUGAGUGUCCUGACUGCGGGAAGGGCUUCAAGAACAACUCACAUCUCAUCAGGCACCGGCAUAUCCACACUGGGGAGAGACCCCACGAGUGUGAUAAAUGCAGGAAGAGGUUUCAGACCAGCUCUAAUCUCCAUUUGCACUAUCGCAUUCACAAGGACGAGAGACCGUUCCGCUGCUCUGACUGCGGGAAGGGCUUCAAGUGGAACUCAUAUCUCGUCACCCACCGGCGCAUCCACACUGGGGAGAGGCCCUAUGAGUGUGGGGAGUGUGGGAAGAGAUUCAGCCGGAGCUCACAGCUGACUGUGCACAAGAGGAGCCACACAGGGGAGAGACCCUAUGAGUGUGGGGAGUGUGGGAAGAGAUUCAGCCGGAGCUCACACCUGACUGUGCACCAGAGAAGACACACUGGAGAGAAGUCCUACGAGUGUGAUAAAUGUUGUAAGAGGUUUUUAUUAAGAACCCAACUCCUCCAGCACUAUCGCACUCACAUGGAUGAGAGGCCUUAUGAGUGUCCUGACUCUGGGCAGGGCUUCAAGGAUAACUCCACCCUCGUCUCUCACCGGCGCAUCCACACGGGGGAGAAUUAA